CUCACUAUUAAAUACUCCGUAUAAUUCACCACUACCAAAUUACUUCCUUAUUUAAGCCCUUUUUCGUUUUCUCUUUCUCCUCGAUCGCCAAAAUACUCCAUUUUUUCGAAUCAAGGAAGUAGAAAAUGGCUCCUGUUAAGGUGACGAUGGAGGUGGGAACCGACGGCGUCGCCGUUAUCACCAUUUUUAAUCCUCCGGUCAAUGCUUUAGCUAUUCCAAUUAUCGCUGGAUUGAAGGAGAAGUGGACUGAAGCGACUAUGAGGAACGAUGUUAAAGCUAUUGUUUUGACUGGAAAUGGGGGGAGAUUUUCUGGUGGUUUUGAUAUCAAUGUUUUUCAGAAGGUUCAUGCGAAUGGGGAUACAUCUCAGAUGCCUGAUGUUUCUGUUGAUCUUGUGGUUAACACGAUGGAAGAUGGUAAAAAGCCUGCAGUUGCUGCCAUAGAAGGACUUGCACUGGGAGGUGGCUUAGAAUUGGCAUUGGGAUGCCAUGCACGAAUUGCUGCACCACGAGCACAACUGGGGUUGCCAGAGCUCAGUCUUGGAGUCAUGCCUGGAUUUGGAGGUACACAGCGUCUUCCGAGGCUUAUAGGGUUGUCUAAAGCUGUUGAACUUAUGAUGACAUCUGAACCAAUAAUGUCUGAGGAAGGGAAGAAGCUUGGUCUCAUUGAUGCCGUUGUCCCUUCAUCAGAGUUGUUAAAAGUAUCUAGACAGUGGGCACUUGAUAUUGCAGAAAGGCACAAGCCUUGGAUGCGUUCCCUUCACAAGACAGACAAAAUUGGUUCCCUUUCAGAAGCGCAUGAAAUACUGAAGGUGGCUAGGGAACAAGUGAAACAGACAGCUAAGAAUAUGCCUCAGCACUUGGCGUGCAUUGAGGUAAUUGAAGAAGGCAUCAUCCAUGGAGGAUAUAAUGGGGUUCUCAAGGAAGCUAAAGUAUUCAAGGACCUUGUAUUGUCAGAUACAUCAAAGGGUCUUGUUCAUAUAUUUUUUUCUCAACGGGCAACAUCGAAGGUGCCUAAUGUCACUGGUAUUGGCCUCAAACCUAGGACAGUCAAGAAAGUUGCUGUAAUAGGUGGAGGUUUAAUGGGUUCAGGCAUAGCUACAGCCCUUGCCCUUAGCAACACAAUUGUUAUACUUAAGGAAAUUAAUUCUGAGUUUCUUCAGAAGGGGAUGAAAGCUAUUGAAGCAAAUGUCAGCGGACUGGUAGCUAGAAAGAAAUUGCCACAGGAUAAAGCAGAUAAAGCCCUUUCAAUGGUUAAAGGUGCACUAGAUUAUUCAGAUUUUAAGGAUGUGGAUAUGGUCAUAGAGGCUGUUAUUGAAAAUGUUCCACUAAAACAGAAAAUAUUUAGCGAGAUUGAGAAGGUAUGCCCUCCACAUUGUAUUUUGGCAACUAACACAUCUACUAUUGACCUCAACAUUAUUGGCGAAAAUACCACAUCCAAGGAUCGGAUUAUCGGGGCCCACUUUUUCAGUCCUGCUCACAUUAUGCCUUUGCUGGAGAUAGUACGAACUGAGAAGACAUCUGCCCAAGCAAUUCUUGACCUUAUGGCUGUUGGAAAGGCAAUUAAAAAAGUACCUGUUGUGGUGGGAAAUUGUACUGGUUUUGCUGUCAAUAGAACCUUCUUUCCCUACUCCCAGGGUGCACAUAUUCUGGUUAAUCUAGGAGUGGAUGUCUUCAGGAUUGACACGCAAAUUGCCAGCUUUGGUCUCCCUAUGGGUCCCUUCCAGCUUCAGGAUUUAACAGGAUAUGGAGUGGCUGUUGCUGUAGGGAAAGAAUUUCGUUCAGCUUUUUCUGAUCGCACUUUUAAGUCUCCGUUGAUCGACCUUCUUAUAAAAAGUGGUAGAAAUGGUAAAAACAACGGAAAAGGCUACUAUAUUUAUGAGAAGGGAAGUAAGCCAAGACCCGAUUUUACUGUGCUUCCAAUUAUUGAGGAAUCAAGAAGGCUCGCCAACAUAAUGCCUGGAGGAAAGCCAAUAUCUGUCACUGACCAAGAAAUUGUUGAGAUGAUACUCUUUCCAGUUGUGAAUGAGGCAUGUCGUGUUUUGGAUGAAGGGAUAGUAGUCCGAGCCUCUGACCUUGAUGUCACAUCUGUCCUUGGAAUGAGUUUUCCAUCUUACCGAGGUGGUAUUGUUUUCUGGGCUGACACUGUUGGUGCUGGACAUAUCUAUAGAAGUCUUAAGAAGUGGUCAGAACUAUAUGGUAAUUUCUUCAAGCCCUCAAGCUUCUUGGAAGAGAGAGCAACAAAGGGCAUCCCCUUGAGUGCACCUUCUUCUACAUCUUCAGUUUCAAGGUCACGCAUGUAAGCAGUGUGUACUCAAUGUUCCUACAACUGGGAAACAAGAUGAAUUUGAAAUAUAGACCUGUAGAGGGGCACGUAGGUCAUGCCUAUAAGCAGUGCAUGUAUAGUGUAUUGCAACAUUUCCGUGGCUCCUAGUAGAGUUCAUUUUCAAGUUAGUUGAGUGAAUGCACCAACUUUAUAUAUUCCACCCCCACCCCCUCCCCCACCCGAAGGGUAUGUUUAUUGGAUAAACUGAACCUUUUUUCAAGUAUGGCUGUUCAUUUAUCCAGCAAUGUUAAACUUCUUUUCAUU
This is a messenger RNA of Solanum verrucosum, 2587 nucleotides long. RefSeq names its product peroxisomal fatty acid beta-oxidation multifunctional protein AIM1-like. The record is from RefSeq and is a predicted model, not a curated record. Lineage: Eukaryota; Viridiplantae; Streptophyta; Magnoliopsida; Solanales; Solanaceae. Gene Ontology annotation, biological process: fatty acid beta-oxidation. The transcript is spliced from 18 exons. Bases 126 to 2300 code for a protein of 724 amino acids. Gene Ontology annotation, cellular component: peroxisome. Gene Ontology annotation, molecular function: NAD+ binding; (3S)-3-hydroxyacyl-CoA dehydrogenase (NAD+) activity.